This is a messenger RNA of Penicillium nucicola, 1779 nucleotides long. Its product is annotated as glycerol kinase. The record is from RefSeq and is a predicted model, not a curated record. Gene Ontology annotation, cellular component: mitochondrion. Gene Ontology annotation, biological process: glycerol metabolic process; triglyceride metabolic process; glycerol-3-phosphate biosynthetic process. Gene Ontology annotation, molecular function: glycerol kinase activity. Bases 1 to 1779 code for a protein of 592 amino acids. The transcript is spliced from 4 exons. NCBI's taxonomy places the organism in Eukaryota, Fungi, Ascomycota, Eurotiomycetes, Eurotiales, Aspergillaceae.
AUGCGGAACCCCUUCGAUUUGGACUACGAUAGCGUUGAUGGAGACUCAGAACCCGCGGGUGAUUUCGAGCGGGAAGAACAUGUGUUCCAGCACCAGGAGCAGCAGCAACAGCGAAAGUUGAGUCUGGACUAUCGGCCAAAACAGCAGAACGAUGGAGAUCGUUCGCUCUUACAAGAUGAAGAGAAGGUCCCCGGUGAUCUGAAGAACCGGUUUAUUGGUACCAUUGAUCAGGGUACGACGAGUACUCGAUUCAUCAUCUUCGACUGUACGGGUGUGCCGGUGGCCAAAUACCAGACCGAAUUCCGUCAGCUUCAUGAACAUCCAGGAUGGCACGAACAAGACCCGUACGAAUUGGUUGAGUCGGUCUACAUCUGUAUCGAAGAGGCUAUGAAAGCAUUCCUGGCCGCUGGUCACGACGUAUCCGACAUCGAAGCCGUGGGUAUCACCAGUCAACGAGAGACCGCUUUGGUUUGGGACUGGGAGACUGGCGAACCCUUGCACAACGCUAUCACGUGGACCGACACCCGGACGGUCAAUCUGGUGCGUGAACUGAAGGCCAAGCCCGGCGCGGAUGACUUGGCCAGCAUUUGCGGUCUUCCUCUCUCUACAUACCCCUCCUCGGUCACACUACGAUGGAUGCUGGACAACCUCCCCGACGUCAGAUCGGCAUACGAUGACGGUCGGGCGGCAUUCGGCACGGUGGAUUCCUGGCUCAUUUACAACCUCAAUGGUGGCCCGCAGAACAAGCUUCUGGUGACGGAUGUGACCAAUGCUUCGCGGACCAUGUUCAUGAACCUUGAGACCCUCCAAUAUGAUGAUCGGUUGUUGAAAUUCUUCGACAUUGACAAGACCAAGAUCCGUCUCCCAGACAUUCUCCCCUCGGCGGACCCCGACGGCUUUGGUCGGAUUGUGGACGGUCCGCUGGAUGGCGUUCGCAUCACCAGUUGUCUAGGUGACCAGGCUUCGGCACUGGUCGGUCACUGUGCCUUCAGUCCUGGAAUGGCCAAGAAUACAUACGGCACUGGUUGCUUCCUUCUCUACAACGUGGGCGAUAAGCCUGUGAUUUCGAAACACGGCCUGCUGGGCACUGUCGGUUUCCAACUGGGUCGGGAUCGCAAACCUGUCUAUGCAUUGGAAGGCAGUGUGGCCGUGGCGGGUAGUGGUGUGUCUUUCCUUAUGAACAACCUCGGUUUCUUCCGUGACUCGCGCAAGGUCAGUGACCUGGCUGCCAGUGUACCGGAUAAUGGAGGUUGCAUUUUCGUUACUGCGUUCAGUGGUCUCUUUGCUCCUUAUUGGAUCGAUGAUGCUCAAGGAACCAUCUGGGGUAUCACCGCCCACACACAAAAAGGACACAUUGCCCGUGCAACGAUGGAAGCGGCCUGUUUCCAAACCAAGGCUAUCCUCGAUGCCAUGGCAAUGGACAGUGGCAAGACUCUGACGGAAUUGGCCGUCGAUGGCGGCAUGAGUAAUUCCGAUGUUUGCAUGCAGACUCAAGCCGAUAUCAUCCAAAUACCCGUCGAGCGCCCCUCAAUGCACGAAACUACUGCCCUUGGAGCUGCGAUCGCCGCAGGCUUCGCCAUCAACAUUUGGAAAGACUUCUCCGAACUCAAGGACAUGAACCGCGCCAAUCGCGCAUCCUUCGCCCCCAAAAUGUCCCCCAAAGCCAGCGGCCGCAUGUAUAAAAAGUGGUCCAAGGCCGUCGAAAUGUCCCGUGGCUGGAUGGACGACGACGAUCGCCAGAACCACGAUGAUGACGAUGACGAUGACGAUGUCGAAUAA